Molecule: messenger RNA, 655 nt
Organism: Sciurus carolinensis (gray squirrel)
Lineage: Eukaryota; Metazoa; Chordata; Mammalia; Rodentia; Sciuridae
Product: eukaryotic translation initiation factor 1-like
Exons: 2
Coding region: 1-384 (127 amino acids)
Biological process (GO): translational initiation
Cellular component (GO): eukaryotic 43S preinitiation complex
Molecular function (GO): RNA binding; ribosomal small subunit binding; translation initiation factor activity
Source: RefSeq, a predicted model, not a curated record
AUGGACACAGGAAUCAUAUUGUAUGUCUGCAAUCUAGAAACUCUACUCUUUCAACCCCUUGCUAAUGCAAGUAAGGGUGAUAACCUGCUUCCUGCUGGCACUGAGGAUUAUAUCCAUGUAAGAAUUCAACAGACAGGAAAAAAAAUUCAACAGAGAAGUGGCAGGAAGAUCCCUUCUACUGUCCAAGGGAUUGCUGACAAGUAUGAUGAAAAGAAACUAGUGAAGGCAUUUAAGAAGAAAUUUGCCUCCAAUUACACUGUAAUUGAGCAUCCAGAAAAUGGAAAAAUAAUUCAGCUAAAGGGUGACCAGCACAAGAACAUAAGUCAGUUCCUAGUAGAGACUGGAUGGCAUAAGGAUAAUCAACUGAAGGUUCAUGGGUUUUAAGUGCUUGUGGCUCCCUGAAGCUUAAGUAAAGGUUUCCUUGCAAUGAGUAGAAUUUCCCUUCUGUCCCUUGUCACAAGUUUAAAAACCUCACAGCUUGUAUAAUGUUUUUCACUUGGACCACUUUAACUGCUUCAUACAAUACACAGAAAUGAAAAGAGCCUACAUAUUGAGGGGUGGGGGCAAAAGGAAGCAAACACUGGUUUCAAAAAUGAACUUCUAGUUAAAAAUCACACUCCAAAAUGCAGGUCUUGCCAGGCACAGUGGCACAUGC